AUGAUGACAAUCGGUGGAUUUUGGUGAAGAGUAAAUGAUAAAACAAAGUAUUAGUUUAGUGCGUUUGCCCACUGUAUGCUUUAAAUUUAUUAGUGUGAUUCAUCCAAAAUGCAUUCAAUUAUUUUGAUUGCAUUUCUGUCCAUGUCUCUACAUAUAUUUGUUUGCAAUGGAUUUAAAUCCACAGGUGUAAACUUUUGUCAAUUAGGAGAAGUCAAAGACCGUUAUUCAGAUGGCGUCUUAUAUGCACAUCUAAAUGCCUCAAAUGACGUCAUUAAAGAUGCAAACAAAUUCGUUGCAUUUUCUUGCAUCUGUGAUGUAACAGCGGAAGAAAACGUGGACAUUUUGACAAUCCGUUCGGACGUCUUACCAGCCACGGACACCUGCACAAAACGUUUUGACAUCACUGCAAAUACGACAUCACUUUAUACAAACGGAAAGCUCGGCUGCUUUACAGAACAUCUGGAAAUACAUGCGUUGAAGAAAGGGGAAAAGGUCACUAUUGUCAUGCAUACGACUACGGAUGAACUAAAAUCUGGGUCAGCGGACGUUUCCGUGUUGUACAUUGUUCCAACCCCGGGAGUAACCCUCCGAUUACAAUGUCUUCCACCGACCCGUCCGUCUAGCGUCAGUUCAAAAUUUCCCACGUCGUCUACCUCGUCGUCAACUAUGAAUCCAACGACGUCGACGUCAAAGAAAAUUAUUGUAUCAGACGCCGUUGGCACAGGUGUUAUUGUUGGCGUGGUUAUCGGACUAGGUCUGUUUUUCCUGGUCCUUAUUUCUUGCCUUCUUCUAUUCAUCGCCAGGCGUGGUAGUCAAAGAGAAAAUAAAGACAUCAAAACCUCGCCCGAGAAACCAACAACGAACCAAAGAACCCGAGUUCAUCAUCGCCUGGUAAGAACGAUGACUGAUAUGUAUGAUAAGAUCAAAACUAGACCACUCCCCAGUAUUCCAAAGUCGUUCAGGCGUCAAGGAAGGGCCAUGCAGCUCGGCCCCACGGAGUCCGGAACUUAUGCUAGUUUACGGUUGGAUUUCAAUGCAGCAUGUCCAAAUGGCCACCCUUCUACUGACCUGAUAAAUAACAACGAAAUUAUGACAACGGGGAAAGAAAGUGGAAGCCGCAAUGAUAAAAAAGAUGUCCAUAAACUAGAAUCAAAAUAUUCGUGCAAUUCUGACACGUCAUAUAUUGAACCUGCUGUACCAAUUGUAAUACAAACAAACAAAGUCAGUGAGGAAGUUUCAUCUACAUAUAUCACACCAUUCAGUGGGGAGAAUGGUGAAGACAAUAUUGGAGUCGUUGCAAGUGAGAAAGGAUAUCGGUCAAAUGACAGCCCUACUCAUUUGAGAAAUACGUCUGGAGACGAAAAUUACAGCAAUGGCAUUUCUCAUACACAACUGAAAUUACAAAACGACACUUUUUACAAACAGGACUCGAAUUACACCACACCUGAAGGAGAGUCAACACAUGAUGAGAUAUACGUAAACACUGGGAUUAAAGACAAUGUUGAAGACAUAUAUGAGAAUACAAAAGCUGAGGUAUUGAAUAAACAGCAAGUGAUACAAGUUGACAGUAAUGGUUAUGCUCCAAUGAAUGCCAUACCUCUUAGAAUUUCGGACAAAACUAAAAAGGGCGAAAAUGAAAAUAAAUGUAUAGACACGAGUAAAGCGACUGAUGCAAAGGACCAAUUCCUUGACGGAUAAAUUAAGAACGACAGCAGUACAUUUGAACAAGAUAUGGCAAGUAAUAACAAUGGGCGAACGUUUCAAGGCAGUGGUGACAAUCUGUUUCCAAAUUUAAUGGAAUUCAAGGGAUGAGAUCCUAGUGUGAGGCAAUCUGAUUAGACUGCCAUGAAUGUUGAAGCUAAUGAUUCACUAAACAAAGACAAUGUGAAAACCAAAAGACAUGUGCGAUCAGAUAAUACAAAGGUGAAUACAUACGGGUUGUACGCAAAUAACCACUCGUAAUUAAUAUUAUUCGGUAAAGUAUGCUUAUAUAUAUAUUGGUAUGUUAUUAAUGUGUUGAUAUUUGUAACUGUUGAUUGAUAGAAAUAAUAUGUACUGGUGUACUUUUAUGCCGACAUCAUUGUCAUAGUUUAAAGCCCGCUGCUUAAGGAGCUACUUUCCGCGAGUUUGGGCCUUCGGGACAUAAUUAAAUAGUCAUUAACAAUAUUGCCAUAAUUAAUAAAUGUUUUAAUGUG
Molecule: messenger RNA, 2195 nt
Organism: Mya arenaria
Lineage: Eukaryota; Metazoa; Mollusca; Bivalvia; Myida; Myidae
Exons: 5
Coding region: 109-1698 (529 amino acids)
Source: RefSeq, a predicted model, not a curated record